Molecule: messenger RNA, 1675 nt
Organism: Aphanomyces invadans
Lineage: Eukaryota; Oomycota; Saprolegniomycetes; Saprolegniales; Verrucalvaceae
Exons: 2
Coding region: 45-1580 (511 amino acids)
Biological process (GO): protein O-linked glycosylation
Cellular component (GO): Golgi apparatus
Molecular function (GO): alpha-1,3-mannosyltransferase activity
Source: RefSeq, a predicted model, not a curated record
GCCAGACCAACAACCCGUGCGGUUUUCCUACCACUUUGGUAAGCAUGGCACAGCCCUCGGGGUCCUCCCGCCGCAGAAUCUCCAUCUUCGUUGUGAUCGGGACCGUGUUUGCCCUUUGCAUGUGCGGCCAAGUUGUCGUCUUUCACAACAUCUUCAGCGUUGUGUCGGAGGUGCAGCAAGAAAGCCCUCGAGCGCUCCUCCGCACGGCGGACUCGGUUGUAGCUCUCGCAUCGACGGCCCACUCGACGACGAACCCAGCACCUCCAGCCAAGCAGGACCCACCCCCUCACGUCACUUCAGAGCCUGCCACGUCAUUCUCGACAACGCCGCCAAAUUCUACGGAUUCUGAGCCUUCCGCCAGUCCCACAGCACAUUCGCCGCCAUGGACGGCCGCAGACGUGGCAUUCGAUCACGUUUUCAACGCGGACACCAAGGCGUUCCCGUCCAAAUUUGCAUCAGCCAGUCGUGGCAUCGUCAUGUGCGUGCACAAUGCGAUCGUGCCGAUGGGGGUGUCGCUCAUUCAGGAGCUUCGCGCCCUUGGCAACACAGACCCAAUCCAAGUCUACCACUGCCUCUCGAACGAGCUGUCGUCGAGCGCGUCGAAUGCGCUGCAUGGCCUGGACACCAACGUCGAAGUCGUUGACGUGUGCUCGAUCCUCGUCUCCUCCCAUGUGUUUUCAGACCAAGCGGUCGCGCGCCGCUUCCAGAACGUUUGGCUCAAGCCCGUCGCGCUCGUGUUUGCGCCAUUUCCCAGCGUGAUGCUCGUGGAUGCCGACGCGAUCUUCCUGCACGAUCCAGCCUUGCUCUGGGCGUCCUCGCCCGUCCGCUACACUGGCACCCUGUUCUUCUACGACCGCGUGUUGGACUUUAGUCAGUUCCUGAACCAGGACGUCGGCCCCGGCAAGACCUUUAUCGACGAUUUCUUUGACACGUUCCCGUACGACGCCGUCCAGUUGGAGCGGCCACCCGUCUCGAACACCAUGCGGCAGUCGAUGGUCUGGAACAAACACACUGCUCACGAGCAAGACUCGUCCGUCGUCGUGAUCGACAAGCGCCGCGCCGGGCCGCACGUUCUUCGCACGCUGUGGUACCUUGUCACAACCAAGCGAUUUCAAGACCAGAUCACGUUUUCCUGGGGAGACAAGGAAGCGUAUUGGCUCUCGUUUGAGCUGGCCAACGUCCCGUAUGCGUUUUCGCCGUGGAACUGCGCCGUGGUGUCGCUGCCGGACGACUUGACGCGCCACCCGUCGACAUUGUGUGGCAGUUUGGCGCAGUUCUGGCCCGAACUCGACACGAACGAAUUGUUUUUUGUCAACGGAAACGCUGUCGUGAACGUGCAUCGCAUGGGAGACGGUCAGCACACGAACUGGAGUGCCCGCGCCGACGAGCUCGUUGCAGCCAUCCCGUCGCACGUGACGCCACGUCAUGCGCGCCACCAGACGAGUCAAGAUCGUCAGGGUCUCGAUCAGACGUGUUUGAUUGAUGAAGGGGCCGAGGCCAUCUCGGCGGCGUUCCAUGCCGUGGCAGAGCGCCGCAUCCGACGUGGCCAGGCGGUAGCGGAAGCCAUGUCAUGGGAGUAGUUUGACAAAGCAUCGAGAACAUGCCGUCGAGACUUCUCGUUUUCUCGGUGUGCUAGCGACGAGUGUGAUUUCGUUUCCAGUUGGUUGUAUGUGCU